Messenger RNA from Galendromus occidentalis (western predatory mite), 513 nucleotides. RefSeq names its product lysozyme C, milk isozyme. Lineage: Eukaryota; Metazoa; Arthropoda; Arachnida; Mesostigmata; Phytoseiidae. Bases 37 to 513 code for a protein of 158 amino acids. Gene Ontology annotation, molecular function: lysozyme activity. The transcript is spliced from 3 exons. The record is from RefSeq and is a predicted model, not a curated record.
GAGAUCUUCUGGAGCCUUGUUCGGAGCGGAGAAAAAAUGUUCCGUCGACACUUCGAAAAUCGAGCUUCAGCGCUACUUCGAUUCCUCUGCCUGGUUCUCGACAUCCUCCCCUCGUCGUCCAGAAUCGUAGAUCGGUGUGAAGUUGCACGAACCAUAAGGAAUCAUAGUACGAUCAAGGAAGCGUGGAACAUAAAGCAACUCGUGUGCAUAGCGGACCAGGUGAGCAAAUUCAACACCAGCGCUGAAGUAACACGGCUCAAUAGUCAGAGAUCAGUGGGGAUUUACCAGAUUCCGAGUCGUUUUUACUGCCGCGACCAACUUCCGGCGGAGGGUCAGGCAGGUCUCUGUCAUAAGUUGUGCGGGAGUUAUCUCGACGACAACAUCGUCGAUGACGUCCGCUGCGCUGCAAUCGCCUACAAGCGAGCAGGUUUUCGCUUCUGGAAAGUUUGGUAUCAUCAAUGCUACCUGAACAAGGAAAUCAACAGUUACAUCGAAGGCUGUGAUAUGAAUUAA